This is a messenger RNA of Fukomys damarensis (Damara mole-rat), 1041 nucleotides long. Its product is annotated as olfactory receptor 52E1-like. Lineage: Eukaryota; Metazoa; Chordata; Mammalia; Rodentia; Bathyergidae. The record is from RefSeq and is a predicted model, not a curated record. Gene Ontology annotation, biological process: G protein-coupled receptor signaling pathway. Gene Ontology annotation, molecular function: olfactory receptor activity; G protein-coupled receptor activity. Gene Ontology annotation, cellular component: membrane.
AUGAAUUGUGAAUCUCUGCUUCUCUUUGUGGUACAUGUAAAAAAGAAGCAUAGAAGCAAGUUCCCUCCAAUAAAACAGUUUCAUCCCUACAUGUUUCUUCUCCUGGGAAUUCCAGGGCUUGAAGUUGUGCAUAUGUGGAUUGGUUUUCCAUUUUGUGUUGUGUAUUUGACUGCUCUUCUGGGAAAUGUUACCAUUAUUUUUGUGAUUCAGACUGAACACAGACUCCAUCAGCUGUUCUACUUCCUGGCCAUUUUGUCAUCCACUGACCUGGGUCUGUCCACAUCCACCACCCCCAAGAUGCUUGGCAUCUUCUGGUUCAACCUGAUGGAAAUCUCCUUUGAAGGAUGCCUCAUCCAGAUGUUCUUCAUCUACCUGUGCACUGGCAUGGAAUAGACUGUGCUUGUGGCCAUGGCCUAUGAUCUCUUUGUGGCCAUUUGUAACCCUCUUCACUACACAUUGGUCCUCACAAACAAGGUGGUGUCAGCCAUAGCUUUCAUCAUUCUCCUGAGACCCUUGGCCAUUGCAAUUCCCUUUGUGGUGCUCAUGCUAAAACUGUCCUUCUGUGGUCAUCAACUCACUCCCCACACAUACUGUGAGCACAUGGGUAUUGCCCGCCUGCCCUGUGCUAGCAUCAAGGGCAAUAUCGUCUAUGGCUUAUGCGCCAUCUCUAACCUCCUGUUUGAUAUCUUAGCAAUCUUCCUCUCCUACAUCCAGAUCCCUCUUGCUGUCUUUCACCUACCAUCUAGAGACGCCCGGUUAAAAGCACUCAGCACCUGUGGCUCCCAUGUCUGUGUCACGCUGUCGUUCUAUACUCCAGCAUUUUUCUCCUUUAUGACCCACCGGUUUGGCCAUAAUGUUCCUAGAUACAUUCAUAUACUUCUUGCCAACUUUUACGUUGUCAUCCCACCUGCUCUCAACCCUGUUAUUUAUGGUGUCAGAACUAAGCAGAUCAGAGAAAGGGUAAUUAGAAUGUUCAGGAAUAAAUUACAAAAGUUGAGCUUCAGAGAUCAGGAAACUAACAUAAAACAAAGUGGACCUUAG